AUGUCGAAAGGAGUUCUCACCUGGAGUCUCUGCGUGACUUCCAGGGAGCCCCCAGGCUCCAGGCUGAGGCCUGUAGAAACUUCAUCCUCACAACCUGAAAACCUGCUUUUGUUUUCCUCCCAGGCUUUCGGGAAUGCCAAAACGGCUCACAACAACAAUUCCAGCCGAUUUGGGAAAUUCAUCCAGGUCAACUACCUGGAGAGCGGCAUCGUGAGAGGAGCUGUUGUCGAAAAGUACCUGCUUGAAAAGUCUCGCCUGGUCUCUCAAGAGAAGGAUGAGAGGAACUACCAUGUGUUUUAUUAUUUGUUACUUGGCGUCAGCGAGGAAGAGCGUCAGGAAUUUCAGCUCAAGCAACCUGAAGAUUACUUCUACCUCAACCAGCAUAACUUGAAGAUUGAAGAUGGGGAGGACCUCAAGCACGACUUUGAAAGACUCAAGCAGGCCAUGGAGAUGGUGGGCUUCCUCCCUGCCACCAAGAAGCAGAUCUUUUCCAUCCUCUCGGCCAUCCUGUACCUGGGCAACGUCACUUACAAGAAGAAAGCCACGGGCCGAGACGAAGGCUUGGAGGUUGGGCCCCCUGCGGCGCUGGACACACUGUCACAGCUCCUGAAGGUGAAGCGAGAAAUCUUAGUGGAAGUUCUGACCAAAAGAAAAACAGUGACCUCCAAUGACAAACUCAUCCUUCCCUAUAGUCUCAGCGAGGCCAUCACCGCCCGCGACUCCAUGGCCAAGUCACUAUACAGCGCCCUGUUCGAUUGGAUCGUGCUGCGGAUCAACCACGCCCUCCUCAACAAGAAGGACAUGGAAGAGUCCGUCUCGUGCUUGUCCAUCGGGGUCCUCGACAUCUUUGGGUUUGAAGACUUUGAGAGAAACAGUUUUGAACAGUUCUGCAUCAACUAUGCCAAUGAGCAGCUCCAGUAUUACUUCAACCAGCACAUUUUCAAACUGGAGCAGGAGGAGUACCAGAGUGAAGGGAUCUCGUGGCACAACAUCGACUACACAGACAACGUUGGCUGCAUCCAUCUGAUCAGCAAGAAACCCACCGGCCUCUUCUAUCUCCUGGAUGAAGAGAGCAACUUUCCCCACGCCACGAGCCAGACCCUGCUGGCCAAGUUCAAACAGCAGCAUGAGGACAACAGAUACUUCCUGGGCACCCCCGUCAUGGAGCCAGCGUUCAUCAUUCAGCACUUCGCAGGGAAAGUGAAAUAUCAGAUCAAGGACUUCCGGGAGAAGAACAUGGACUACAUGCGGCCGGACAUAGUGGCCCUCCUGCGGGGCAGCGACAGCUCCUACGUGCGGGAGCUCAUCGGCAUGGACCCCGUGGCCGUGUUCCGCUGGGCGGUGCUCCGGGCUGCCAUCCAGGCCAUGGCUGUGCUCCGGGAGGCUGGGCGCCUGCGGGCCGAGAGGGCUGAAAAGGCUGCAGCAGGUCUGGGCAGCUCUGGUACCCAAGGUCACCUGGGAGAGCUGCAGAGAGGAGCCAGCACCCCAUCGGAAAAACUGUACCGCUGCUCAAUGCUAGAUUUCUCAUUUGACGGCUCUGAGGAGUUCGAUAUUAACGCUUUUGAGGACAUCAUUGCUUUCUAUGAAAGCAAGAACGAUUUGCAUGACCAAAUCAUCAAGACCAUCAAAGGAUUGCCCUGGCAGGGUGACGACCCCCGUAGGCUUCUCCAGUCCCUCAGUCGGCUCCAGAAACCCCGCACCUUCAUCCUGUGAGUCCCCCCUGAGGCUGUGGGCACCCCCCGCUCCCCCACAAGUGCAACGACCGCCUCCCCGCUCCGGACCCCCCGGCCCGG
Messenger RNA from Physeter macrocephalus (sperm whale), 1793 nucleotides. Its product is annotated as unconventional myosin-IXb-like. Gene Ontology annotation, biological process: lamellipodium morphogenesis; actin filament-based movement; intracellular signal transduction. NCBI's taxonomy places the organism in Eukaryota, Metazoa, Chordata, Mammalia, Artiodactyla, Physeteridae. The record is from RefSeq and is a predicted model, not a curated record. Bases 1 to 1713 code for a protein of 570 amino acids. Gene Ontology annotation, molecular function: ATP hydrolysis activity; GTPase activator activity; actin filament binding. Gene Ontology annotation, cellular component: myosin complex; actin filament; lamellipodium. The transcript is spliced from 15 exons.